CGACUGUCAAUUCACUGUCAAUAAUUAUUUACCUUAGCGAGUGAACCGAGAGAAAGAGAGGUACAUGUCCGUACGCAUCUUACGUCAUGUAUAAUGGGAUCGGCUUGUCAACGGUCCGAGGCACAGCGACUUCCGGUCACGUCCAGCGCAACGCGAGUCACGUCCACGCCUCCCGCCGUCGGACCCAAACCUCCCGGCACGUCGCCGGUCAUCGGACCGGCCCGCAAUUAGUCUCCGCCGCCGCGCAGAGUCGGGGAAACCGCGAGAUUCAAGAUCACGCGGACCGUCGGCGGUUGGAAAACAGGCUCCUGGUCUUGCGGGAAGAAUGGGAAGCCCGCGGCGUGGCGGAAGCCGAGAUUGUCGCGCGCCUCGCGACGGAGCGGGCGGCGAGUGUUGCGUCCCGCAACGAAUCCGCGGAGGCGGCGGAAUCAGUCGUGUUGUCACCCGAUACGCGAUCCAGCGUGCGCUCCGGUGUACCGGGACAUCUGACCCGUGCGUGUCGCCGCGACGCCGUUGCUACCACCAAUACGCAUGUCCAAAAGCAGGCCAAGGCGGUGGAGAACGAACGACUCGCAGCGGCCUUUGGGAUUUCCCACGUUCGCCACCAGGAAGGUGCCGCCUUUGAUCGAGAACUGCAGCAAGCCAAGAAACAGGAACGCUUGGCGCGUUUGGAAGAAGAACGGCGUGUUAUAGAAAAGGCCGCUCGGAAGAGAGAAAAGGAACUGCGUAAUGCCCAAAAGGAGGCACAACGCAAGCAAGCCAAGCGCAAGGAUGACGACACCGUAGCAGUCGAAGUAGUCGCUCUUCUUAUUCGAGUGGUUCAUCCUCGUUUUCGUCUCGCAGUCGGAGUCGGGGUCGUCGCCGAAAGCGCUCGUACAGUCGAAGCAGCAGCAGCAGCCGCUCAGUCAGCCGGUCUCCGCCGCGACGAAAACGAACGCGGUCGCUUUCUCCAGUCGUUGCGAAAAAAACGGAAGCGAAACGAUCAGUUUCUCCAAAGAGCCGAUCGCCGAUGCCAUCGACACAUCGGACUAAACGCCGAUCGCGAUCUACAUCUAGGUCACCGCCAUCGAAACGAUCUCGAAGCAGGGCAGCGUCACAUUCUCGAAGCUCAUCGGGUUCGAGAUCUAGUUCGUCUUCACGGUCUAGAUCCAGAUCACGAUUGCGAAAUGCUCGAAACAGAUCCCGAGGUAGAUCAUAUUCGAGAUCCACAUCCAGUUCUCGUUCCAGAUCACCGCGAAGACGGUCCAGAACUCGGUCGCGCAGCCCGAGUCUUUCCCCGGACAUUCCACGAAAAGUGGAGGCCAAAAAUCGGCGGUCUUCUUCCGGGCGUUCCGUAUCUCCUCGCUCCCGCAGGGCCAGACACUCGUCCCGCUCUCCCUCCUAUUCGUCCAGAUCGUACAGUAGUCGCUCGUCCAGUGGAUCAUCGAGAAGUCGUUCGGACAGUGGUUCCGCAGGCCGCUCGAGCAAGCACUCUCGGAAACGCACACAUCGCCGGUCUUCUUCUUCGAGCAGUCGCAGUAGGAGUCGAAGCUAAUGGGGGGAUGAGAAUAAUCUACUAA
This is a messenger RNA of Phaeodactylum tricornutum CCAP 1055/1, 1559 nucleotides long. Its product is annotated as splicing coactivator subunit-like protein. The coding region runs from base 87 to 1559 and encodes 490 amino acids. NCBI's taxonomy places the organism in Eukaryota, Bacillariophyta, Bacillariophyceae, Surirellales, Neidiaceae. The record is from RefSeq and is a predicted model, not a curated record. The transcript is spliced from 2 exons.